AACAGCAGCAACAACAACAACACCAGGAACAUACAGGAACUAAUAGUUGAUCGAGUGAUGAAGAUGAAGAUGAUUAAGAUGGAGAAGGGGGAAAACCUAUUUUGGUUCCGAUUCAAUAGUAAGAAAAUAAGGUCACCAAAUUGACCUGAGGGCUUGUUCUUCAUCGGUAAAUCAGGGGGAACACCAGAAACCAGUAUAACGAAUGGAAGCAAAAAAAAAGUGGUCAUCAUGAGAGUGACCAGUUUAUAAGGAUGAACCCACCGGGGAAAUAGAUACAAGUUGAAUUGAUUGUGUGUAGACAAUGAACAGUUUCAAUUAACCCUCAAAACUAACCACUGGUCAAGCUGAACGUUUUUUUGCUUGUUUCAUUCUUGUGUAUGUUAAAAGUUGAUCAUAAUCAUCAUCAUGACAGUAAUUCCAAUUCAUCUUAGUUAUCCAGAGGAAACAUUGACUCAAGUACGAAGUAAAUUACGUGAAAAAUUGUCCAAUCGUUUGACGGAAAUUGAUGUUAAUUUAUUAGAUCGUCUUAUGGUUGAUGAUCUUUUAUUACGUCGAUACAUUAAACGACGAAAUGGUGAUAUUGAGACGAGUGUUCCGUUUCUCUGUUCCGUUCUGGAAUGGAGGAAACGUAUGGGUUUCCCUGAAUUAACGGAAACCUCAUUUCCUAGUGAAUUCUAUGAGGUUGGUGGUAUAUAUAAUUAUGGUAUCGAUUCUGAAGGUAACCCGGUUGUUCAUAUCCGGAUUCGUUUAUUUCAAAAGAUUGAAGGGAUUCUCGAUAUAUUGAAAAAGUUUUCCAUCUAUCAAAUGUAUCGAGCCGAUGAAUUGGCCGCUUCAAAGGGACCAGAAUUUGGUUGGGUUUUGGUUUUCGAUUGUACCGAUGCUUCAAUUGCCAAUGCCGACAUUGAUAUGGCCAAUUUUGUCUCGUCAACUUUAAGAAACUAUUUCCCCUCAGGUCAAAAAUAUAUUCUGGUUCAUCGGCUCCCCUGGUUACUCUCGGCGGUGAAAACUUUGGUCUACACAAUGUUACCCGGUUAUGUCAAGAAAAAGAUUCGUUUCUGUGAUGAGAAAACUUUAACUGAUCAUAUCGCAAUUAACAAUUUACCUGAUUACUUGGGUGGACCAGGGACUCCAAGUGAUUAUCGGUUAAUCCCUCAGGGUUUAACCACCACCCGUGAGUUAACAAUUAAGGGAUUACUGCCAAUGUCAGAUGAACAAUUAAGUAAAACUUAUCAGUAUUAUGAUAAAUUGAAAUGCUUUUUAUAUCCAAACAAAGAUUGAAACAUUAAAGAAACAAUUAGAAUAUAUAAUUAAUUGUUCAAUUGCUAUUUCGUAUCUGAUUAGUUUCAAACAAUUCUAAUCAUGAUGAGGAUUAGCAAACAAUCUAGUUAAUAGUAAACAAUCAAAUACAAUGUUAUCAGUUUUUGUUUACAAUCGAUUAACAAUUUAAACCACCGAACCUUUUUUUUUAAUUCUUUCAUCAAUCUUUAUGAUUAACUAAUUCACUUUAAUUGUUUGUUUACUAACUAAUUGUCCACUAGAUUUAAUCACAAUAAAAGUCACUUGCUUCUUGUAUAAUCUGCUGGUUAAUUUUUC
Messenger RNA from Panonychus citri (citrus red mite), 1593 nucleotides. RefSeq names its product motile sperm domain-containing protein 2-like. The transcript has a single exon. NCBI's taxonomy places the organism in Eukaryota, Metazoa, Arthropoda, Arachnida, Trombidiformes, Tetranychidae. The record is from RefSeq and is a predicted model, not a curated record. Bases 406 to 1278 code for a protein of 290 amino acids.